Priapulus caudatus is the source of this 1449-nucleotide messenger RNA. RefSeq names its product proteasome subunit alpha type-1-like. Gene Ontology annotation, biological process: ubiquitin-dependent protein catabolic process. The transcript has 10 exons. The coding region runs from base 43 to 876 and encodes 277 amino acids. Lineage: Eukaryota; Metazoa; Priapulida; Priapulimorpha; Priapulimorphida; Priapulidae. The record is from RefSeq and is a predicted model, not a curated record. Gene Ontology annotation, cellular component: proteasome core complex, alpha-subunit complex; nucleus; proteasome core complex.
UCCACAAGGUGGCACUACUGCCAUUAGUUUUACCGGUUAACAAUGUUCCGAAAUCAGUACGACAACGACGUGACAGUAUGGUCCCCCCAGGGACGCAUUCAUCAGAUCGAAUAUGCUAUGGAGGCAGUGAAGCAGGGAGCGGCCACUGUUGGUGUCAAGUCCAGCACACAUGCAAUUCUAGUGGCACUGAAGAGAUCAACGUCCGAGUUGUCAGCGCAUCAGAAGAAGAUCAUUCAGAUUGAUGAUCACGUUGGGAUUUCUAUUGCCGGUCUUACAGCUGAUGCCCGUAGUUUAAGUCGCUACAUGAGAAACGAAUGCUUGAACAACGUAUAUGCCUAUGGCACUCCUCUCCCUGUUUCCAGACUCGUCACUACGGUUGGAAAUAAGUUGCAGGUGUGCACACAGAGAUAUGGCCGAAGACCAUUUGGUAUUGGACUGCUGGUAGCUGGUUAUGAUGAAAUGGGUCCUCACAUCUACCAGACUUGUCCAUCCGCUAACUACUUUGACUGUAAAGCGAUGGCAAUAGGAGCCCGGUCCCAGUCAGCACGGACCUUCCUAGAGAAACACCUAAAUUCCUUCAAGAGCAUUACUAACGUGGAUGAACUCGUGGCACAUGCAUUACGAUCCCUGAGAGACACACUGCCGAAUGAAAUUGACUUGAAUACCAAGAACUGCUCCGUAGCAAUUGUUGGCAAAGAUCAGCCAUUCACCGUGUAUGAGGAUGAAGAUGUUGCUAAAUUCCUGGCACUUAUAGAAGCAGAUGAAAGAAAACCAGUGAGAGUGAGAGAACAAGCUGCAGCCUCCCCAAUGGAUGAUUCAAGAGAUGAUGCAGAGGCACCACCUGCGGUCGAGGGAGAGGAGAGCAUGGAAACAUAACAAGACUAAAAAUAUGUACAUUCUCUUUCUAAAGGCGUGACAGCUUUACUGUGUCACACCUACGAAGCUUGUGUGGCUUUAAAUUUUUGUGACAGCCAUUGAAUGGUUUGUGGCACCAUGUGAUCGAUCCAGGUAGUUAAGGGAUAACUCUUCAGCUCUAAUUAGUGACGUUCUUGUUAUUAAAUUUGUUCAAUACAAUGAAGAAACCUUGUACAGCCAUGGAUUAAUUCAACAGGCAUGGAAAAAUUCAUCGUAACCAAUUAAAAAUGUGAAUAAAAUUGUGAAAAUAAAUUACAAUCUUUCUACAAGGCUAACCUGCGCCAAUACCUGUGGGGGUUGGGCAAACCUUUGUCGCUAAUGAAUAAUGAUAGGGCAACAUAACUGUGUGGAUAAAACAUUUUUCGUGGCUAUUAGAAGUUUGCGAUCAGAUGUCAGAUGGAUGAUAUGGUCAGACGUGUCUCUGCGCAUGCCUACUAUCUACUAAGAGAAUUCACAAUUUGUUGGAAUUAUGUAUUUAAAAAAGGGACAUCCAGAAAUAAGGUUCUAUAAAAGAUUAACGUUUUUUAAAGUCAA